This is a messenger RNA of Mesocricetus auratus (golden hamster), 2310 nucleotides long. It is a transcript of the gene Slc22a14, whose product is annotated as solute carrier family 22 member 14. Gene Ontology annotation, biological process: transmembrane transport. The coding region runs from base 218 to 2104 and encodes 628 amino acids. Gene Ontology annotation, molecular function: transmembrane transporter activity. The transcript has 12 exons. Lineage: Eukaryota; Metazoa; Chordata; Mammalia; Rodentia; Cricetidae. The record is from RefSeq and is a predicted model, not a curated record. Gene Ontology annotation, cellular component: membrane.
UUCUGAUUCCAAGGAUAUGGUUGGGUCUGGACAAGAGUCAGGUGGGCCCUGGCUUUGGCUUUCAGUCCUGUCUCCAGGGAGGAGGGACUGUGUGUGUGUGCAAGGUGGCAAUUAUGCUAACAUCUGGGUGACCAAAUUGUCAUCCACUUCAAGACAUUUUUUAUAAGAGGAAAGGGCCAAGGUGAGUUCCUAUGCCAGCCCAGAGGACAUAGACAAGAUGGAAGACUAUAAUUCCAAGCCAGCAUUCGGAUUCCAGAAUUCCAGGAAUGCAAACCCGCAUGAGAUUCCCUUUCCCUCCCAUUCCUGGUCCUUGGAGAUGUUGCUACGCAGAUUGAAGGCCAUCGAUGUCAAGAGGGAUGACAAGUUUGCCAGUGUUCUGGAAGCCGUGGGGGAGUUUGGCACAUUCCAAUGGAGGCUGGUGGCCCUCACCUUCAUCCCAAGCAUGCUGUCAUCCUACUUCAUGCUCUCUGAUCACUUCAUGCUCACAGACCAGAAGCCUUACUGUAACACCAGCUGGAUCCUGGCAGUGGGCCCCAAUCUCUCCACUGAUGAACAGCUGAACUUGACCCUACCCCGAGCACCCAAUGGCAGCUUCCUGACAUGCCUCAUGUACAUACCCGUGCCAUGGGAUCUCGAUUCCAUCAUCAAUUCUGGUCUCAAUUAUACAGAAACAUGCAAAUACGGGUGGAUCUAUCCUUACGCUAAGACGCGCUCUCUGAUCAAUGAGUUUGACCUGGUGUGUGGCAAUGAACCCAACAAGGAGAGUAUGCAGACCAUGUUCCUGGUGGGCAUCCUGACGGGGUCCCUCCUCUUCGGGCUCCUAAGCGACAAGAUGGGCCGCUAUCCAGCCAUCCUGGUGUCGCUGCUGGGGCUCCUCAUCUUCGGCUUCGGGGCCGCCUUCGUGAAAAGCUUCGACCAGUACCUGUUCUUCCGCUUAGUGAUGACCCAGGCGGCCGUGGGCUACGCCAUCAGCAGUGUGUCACUGGUGACGGAGUGGCUGGUGGGUCAUCACCGGGCCCAAGCCAUCAUCCUGGAGCUCUGCUUCAUGUCUGUAGGCGUCCUUUUCCUGUCGGGGUCUGCCUACAAAAUCUUCCACUGGAGGCUGCUGUUUCUGCUGGGCGGCGUGCCCAUGCUGCCCCUCAUCUCCAAUAUCUGGGUCCUCCGAGAAUCCCCGCGGUGGCUGAUGGUGAAGGGGAAGGUGGAGGAGGCCAAGAAGGUGCUGAGCUAUGCAGCUGAGGUGAACAAGAAGACCAUCCCUUUAAAUCUACUGAACGAGCUGCAGCUGCAGGGAAAGAAGGUGACUAAAAGCUCCGUCCUGGACUUCUGUACCAAUCAGCGCAUCUUCAAGGUGGUCUUACCUAUGGCCUGUGUGUGGUAUUCCGUCAGUUACAUCUAUUUAACACUGAGUCUCAAGAUGAAGGAUUUUGGGGUAGACAACUAUGUCAGAUACGUGAUCCCAGGCAUUCUGGAGGUGCCGGCCCGGCUGUGUUGCAUUGUUCUCCUGGAGUACUUUGGGAGGAAGUGCAGUCUAUUCCUGAGCCUCACCUUAGCUACCAUCAUAUGUUUGUUCCUCCUUUUCCUCCCUCAAGAGCUGAAGUCGAUAAUCAUCUUGAUGCUUGUGCUCGGAGAGUUUUGCCUGGCCGCCACUGUCUCCGUAUUUUUCAUCUACACGGCUGAGCUCCUUCCUACUGUCCUCAGGUCUACGGGCCUGGGAAUGGUGUCUCUAGCCUGGGCAGCUGGGGCCAACACAGCUCUGGCCGUCUCCAGCAAGAUCAAAACGCAGCUGCCCAUCUUAUUCUGCUGCCUCUCUUGCGUCGUCGCCUUGUGCUUUGCCUCCUUGGUGCCAGAGACAGGAACCGACCCUCUCCGUGACAGCAUAGAGUACAGCUCAAGCAUCCAAAGAGAUUCUAUUGAAUCCAAGAGGAGAAGCCAGGACAUUGCUUCAAUGAUAAUAGCUGAGGAGUCAUUGUCUGACAUUGGAAGUGACGAGGUGGAAAAGGAUACCAUUCUCAAUGCCACUCUCCUAAAAUCAGAAGAUGGCGGGCUCUUGGACACAGCCUUGGAGAAACCCAGCAACAGGGAAGUAUCCAGUCCAGAUCCCUGAGGACCAGCUUCCCCAGAACAUUUUGGAUUGGAGUUUACUGGAUGAGUGUUGGGGGGGGGCAUGGAUUCAAGGCCUCAAAUUCUAGACCCAGCCUUGCAUGUGGACAGAGUCUGUCUUUCUCCAAGGCCAGCCCUAAGGAUCCAAAAGUAGCCCCCUUCUGGAGCUAAGUUGUGAUUCAUUCCAAUAAACUAUCAUGUUGGUCUUGA